AUGUGGCAUUGCUCUCCAUAUCACACCGAGUUGCCUGAAGUGUAUUUGGCCAAGUGUUUACUUGAAGACAUCAGCAGCACGCCGGAAUUGGAUCGGAUGCAAACAGAACUUCAUGAUGUCCAUGUGCCGAUCGAACUGUUUUCUAAAAUUGACGCCGGGCAAAAUCCCCAGCUAUACACCCGAGAGUUCAUGGAACAAGCACUGGCAAAAAACGAGGCCGUUCGGGAGCUUUCUCUCCAUUUUCCGAAUGAAAUGGCCAAAUAUCGUGCUGUUCGGGGUGAUCCCGAAAUUCCCAACUUUCCUUCCGCCAACUUGUCCGGAUACUCGCAGUCAAAUGGUUCUGGAACCGAAACUGGUCCUGAUUCUGUCAUUAUGCGAUAA
Dicrocoelium dendriticum is the source of this 381-nucleotide messenger RNA. The record is from the annotation of a GenBank genome assembly. Lineage: Eukaryota; Metazoa; Platyhelminthes; Trematoda; Plagiorchiida; Dicrocoeliidae.